GAACCUCUGCCCUCCGGAUCUGUGAGCAGCCCCUCCAGUGCGAGAUUGCCCACCAGCUGGGACACGACCCCGUGCGCUAUGACCUCACGGGCUGGCUCCACAAGGCUAAACCCAAUCUUGCAGCUCUGGACGCCCCCCAGGUCCUGCAGCAUUCCAGCAGGGAGGAGCUGAGGAGCCUGUUCCAGUCCCGGGCCAAGCUGUCCCCUGUGUGCCGGGCCGUGGCCGGCCUGGAGGGCACCUCCCAGCAGGCCCAGCAGCGGAACUGCGCGGUGCGGAGGACAUUCGCCAGCAGCCUGGCCGCGGUGAAGAGGAAAGCCCCCUGCUCCCAGAUCAAGCUGCAGAUGGAUGCAUUGAUCAGCGUGAUCAGACGGUCGCAGUUACACUUCAUCCACUGCCUGGUGCCAAGCGCAGCGGUGGAGAGCAGAGGUGGGCCCGGGUCUCCGACUCCGCCACAGCCCGGUGGAGACAAGCCUGAGGCGGGCUGGUCCCUCCCCUCAGACAUCCCCGCACUGAGGGUGCAGCUUGCAGGAUCCUACAUCCUGGAGGUGCUGCGUCUGCACAGAGCAGGCUACGCUGACCACAUGGGGCUCACUCAGUUCCGCCGAAGAUUCCAGGUGCUGGAUCCUGUGCUCAUGAAGGAGCUCACAUCAGCACCUGAAGGAGUGGGUGAGAGGAAGGCCGUGGCGCAGCUCCUGCAGACACUGGACCUGGAGAAGAAGGCCGUGGCCAUGGGGCACAGCCAGGUCUUCCUCAAGGCGGGUGUGGUGUCCAGGCUGGAGAGGCAGCGGGAAAAGCUGGUGUCUCAGAGCAUCGUCCUGUUCCAGGCGGCCUGCAGGGGCUUUCUGUCUCGCCAGGGACUCAAGAAGCUGAAGAUUCACCGGCUGGCCGCCCGGUGCAUCCAGAAGAAUGUGGCUGUGUUCCUGGCGGUCAGGGAUUGGCGGUGGUGGCGGCUGCUGGGCUCCCUUCGGCCCCUGCUGAGCGCCACCGUCGGAGAGGAGCAGCUCCGCGCUAAGGAGGCGGAGCUCACAGCACUGAGGCAGAAGCUAGAGAAGUCAGAGAAGUCUCGGAAUGAACUCCGGCAGAACGCAGACCUGCUGGAGAGCAAGAUCGCUGAGCUGACCACAGAGCUGGCCGAUGAGUGCUUCAAAGGGGACGUGGCCUGCCAGGUGCUGGAGAGUGAGCGGGCAGAGCGGCUGCGGGCCUCUCGGGAGGUCCAGGAGCUAAAGAGCAAGUUUGAGCAAGUCCAGAAGAAUCUGGGAGAAGUGGAGAAGCGGUUGGAGGAAGCCCAGCAGAAAAUUCAGUUGAAUGAUUUAGAGAGGAGUCACACUGGAGGAGCAGAUGAGUGGCAGAUGCGCUUUGACUGUGCUCAGAUGGAGAACGAGUUCCUCAGGAAGCGUCUCCAACAGUCGGAGGAGAGACUGGAGUCGGAGCUGGCAUCUAGGAAUGAGCUGGAGCAGAAGGUAAAGGGGGAAGAUAGUCUGGGUCAUCAAGGUCACAGAAAUAGGGCAAGGUCUCACCUCCCUCUUCGAGGUGUUUGCUCUGAAACGGCUGAUGCGCACGUGAGCCCCAAGUACCCUGUACAACAUGGAAUACUGAUUGUCCCUUGUUUGUGCUGGUUUGACGCGCAGCUGGCCCAGGCCCUGGGGGAGUGCGUGUUUGAGAAGGGCCUCCGCGAGAAAGUGGCCCAGGAGAACAGCAGCACCCGGUGUGAGCUGGGCAGGCUUCAGCAGCUCCUGGAGCAAAAGGAGCAGGAAAGCUUGCAGCUGAAGCAGGAGGUGGAGAUGCUGCAGGCCCAGAAGCAGGAGCUGCUGAGGUCACCCUCUCUGGGGGAGAACUGCAUUGCAGGCUUGAAGGAGAGACUCUGGAAGCUGGAAUCCAGCGCCCUCGAGCACGAGAAAGUCCAGAACCAGCAAGAAAACACCAUCAAGCAGCUGGAGCAGGUCCGCCAGCGGUUUGAGCUGGAGAUUGAACGGAUGAAGCAGAUGCAUCAGAAGGACCGUGAGGACAAGGAAGAGGAGCUGGAGGACGUCCGCCAGUCCUGCCAGAAGCGGCUCCGCCAACUGGAAAUGCAGCUGGAGCAGGAGUACGAGGAGAAGCAGGUGGCCCUCCACGAGAAGCAGGACCUGGAAGGCUUGAUCGGAACCCUCUGCGACCAGAUCGGCCAUCGGGACUUUGACGUGGAGAAGCGUCUUCGGAGGGACCUCAGGAGGACUCACGCACUGCUGUCAGACGUGCAGCUCCUGCUGGGGACCAUGGAGGACGGCAAGACGUCGGUCAGCAAGGAGGAGCUGGAGAAGGUGCAGAGCCAGCUGGAGCAGAGUGAAGCCAAGUGUGAAGACGCCUUGAAAACCCAGAAGGCGCUGACGGCGGACCUGGAGAACAUGCACAGCGAGCUGGAGAGCAUGACCCGCAGCAAGAGCCUGGUGGAUGAGCAGCUGUACCGGCUGCAGUUUGAGCGGGCGGACCUCCUGAAGCGCAUAGACGAGGACCAGGACGAUCUGAACGACCUCAUGCAGAAGCACAAGGACCUCAUUGCGCAGUCUGCUGCCGACAUUGGGCAGAUCCAGGAACUGCAGCUGCAGCUGGAGGAAGCCAAGAAGGAGAAGAACAAGCUUCAAGAACAACUGCAGGUGGCCCAGAUGCGCAUUGAGUACCUGGAGCAGUCCACUGUGGACCGGGCCAUCGUCAGCAGGCAGGAGGCAGUCAUCUGUGACCUGGAGAACAAGACAGAGUUCCAGAAAGUGCAGAUCAAGAGAUUUGAGGUGCUGGUGAUCCGGCUUCGGGACAGCCUGAUCAAGAUGGGCGAGGAGCUCUCGCAGGCCGCCGCGGCCGAGUCCCAGCAGAGGGAGAACAGCCAGUACUACCAGCGGCGCCUGGAGGAGCUCAAGGCGGACAUGGAAGAGCUGGUGCAGCGGGAGGCCGAGGCCAGCCGGCGGUGCAUGGAGCUGGAGAAGUACGUGGAGGAGCUCGCCGCAAUCAGACAGACCCUGCAGACUGACCUGGAGACGUCCAUCCGGCGCAUCGCCGACCUGCAAGCAGCCUUGGAGGAGGUGGCGUCCAGCGACAGCGACACAGAGAGUGUCCAGACAGCAGUGGACUGCGGCGGCGGCAGUGGCAGAAAGGAGAUAGAUAACGUCUCCACCCUCAGCUCCCAGCCGGAAGGCAGUCUGCAGUCUUGGUUGAGUUGUACUCUGUCUCUGGCCACAGACACCGCAAGGACCCCCUCUCGACAGUCAGCCGUCAGCAGCCGUAUCCUCAGCCCCAGGACCCACGAGGAGGCCGGCGAUAGGGCCCGGGACGUCCGCAGCAGGACCUCGGGGGACAAGGCCAUGUCCCCGCUCUCCCGCCGCCGGGGAACGUACGGCCACUUUGGAGAUGGCGAAGAGUGCGGCAUCCAGAGAAAGGCCCCCGAGAGGCCGGGAGCACCACCCUCCCCGUCUUCCCAGAGUGGAGAUGCGUCCCCGCUACCGCGGGACAAGCUGCCCAGCCCGUCGGCCGCCCUGUCGGAGUUCGUGGAAGGGCUCCGGAGGCAGAGAGCGCAAAGAGGGCGGGGGUCGCCACUGGGCCUGGAGGACUGGCCCACGCUCCCCAUCUACCAGACCACUGGGGCGUCCACGCUGAGGAGGGCCCGGGCGGGCAGCGACGAGGGCGCCCUGGCGCUGAGAGCCAGGGCCGGCUCACCCCUGGAUGUGUCGGCCGGUCUCCCACGGUCCACCAGCCUCAAGUGCAUCUCCUCGCAGAGCGUGGGGAGCCCCAGCCCGCCCCCCGAGAAGUUGAAGACCCGCUUCAGCUCCUGCGAGUCCCUCCUGGAGUCGGGCCCCAGCUCGCGGAGGACGCCCAGCUCCCCGGGGGCUGCGCGCAGGGACCCGCUCUGGUCGCCCACGCUGCGACCGCGGAGGCGCUGUCUGGAAUCCUCGGUGGACGAUGCGGGCUGUCCGGACCUCGGCAAGGAGCCUCUCGUCUUCCAGAACCGCCAGUUCGCGCACCUGAUGGGGGACCCCCUGGGCAGCGACCCGUUCAGCUGGAAGGUCCCAAGCCUCAACUACGAACGCAAGACCAAAGUGGAUUUCGAUGACUUCCUACCAGCCAUCCGGAAGCCCGAGACGCCCACAUCCUUGGCCCGAGCGGCCAAAGAUGGGCGAGACAGUUCACAGCAUUCGAGCGUCCGCUUUGCGACAGAAGAGGCCGACCGGGGCCUUGUCUCCGGGAUCGGCACCGUUUUGAAAAGGAGUCCGGAGUCCAGGGAGGACCCCGCUCACCUCUCCGACUCAUCGUCCUCCUCCAGCUCCAUCGUGUCCUUCAAAAGCGCCGACAGCAUCAAGAGUCGGCCGAGAGCCCCCAGGCUGGAGGGCGACGGCGGCGAGCAGGCAUCCCCCGAGAACAGAGAGCAGGGCGCAGGGAGGAAAGAGGAGGACGUGGAGAGCAUCAUGAAGAAGUACCUGCAGAAGUAGGAAGCGACUCAGCUUCCUGGGACACACUGCCCUUGAAGACUUCCCGAUUCCACAACUGUCCGGAGAAAGAGACAAAGACUGGCCAGGCCUCCCUGGGGGCCCCAGGUCCACAGCCAGUGUGGCUGCCCUCGAGAGGCCAGGGGGCCCAGCCUCGGCACAUCCCGAGGGGUGUAGGGCUCCCAGCGUGCUAGGUCUGUACCCAAUAAAGCAUUGGCUCCUUGGAAUCUGC
This is a messenger RNA of Odocoileus virginianus texanus, 4680 nucleotides long. The record is from RefSeq and is a predicted model, not a curated record. Lineage: Eukaryota; Metazoa; Chordata; Mammalia; Artiodactyla; Cervidae.